Messenger RNA from Aureobasidium subglaciale EXF-2481, 624 nucleotides. RefSeq lists its product as uncharacterized. Gene Ontology annotation, molecular function: protein binding. The transcript has a single exon. NCBI's taxonomy places the organism in Eukaryota, Fungi, Ascomycota, Dothideomycetes, Dothideales, Saccotheciaceae. The record is from RefSeq and is a predicted model, not a curated record. The annotation marks the transcript as partial.
ACAGGAUUGCACGUCGCUUUGGAAAACAUCCUGUUUCGAUCCUUCUUAUGUCUUCUUGAGAAGGGCCAGUUCGAUCUCAAUGGUCUGGAUCAUUUGGGAAGAGGUCCGCUCUCGUAUGCUGUGAUGUCCGGAAAUCUGGAAGCAGUCGAGAAGCUUCUCCACCUAGGAGCCAAUCCAGACCAUGAAGACAGUCCUCAGAAGAUCGGACUAGCAGCCUUGACACCACUAGCAUGCGCAGCUGCUCAAGGCGACUACGCGGUCAUUGAAGCUUUGCUCGACAAACAUGCUCAGAUUGAUCUUCGCGACCGACAUGGUCGCACGGCAUUGAUGUUCGCAGCGACAGCUACCUCGGGAGCAGCAACUCGCUUGUUACUCUCCAGAGGUAGCCAAGCAGAUCGAGUAGACAACGAGAACCGCACGCCACUCUCGUUUGCUUCGGAAGCUGGAUCAGACGCCGUUGUAUCGCUUCUGCUGAAGCAGAUUGUGGAGGUUGACUCCAAAGACAAGUCUUUGACAACCCCGCUGAUGUAUGCGGCUGUAAGCGGCUCGGAAUCAGUCGUGUCUAUACUUGCUUCUCGAGGAGCGGAUGUAGACUCCAAAAAUCUAAGAGGCGAAACCCCACUC